Molecule: messenger RNA, 1263 nt
Organism: Achroia grisella
Lineage: Eukaryota; Metazoa; Arthropoda; Insecta; Lepidoptera; Pyralidae
Product: aminoacyl tRNA synthase complex-interacting multifunctional protein 2-like
Exons: 4
Coding region: 152-1018 (288 amino acids)
Cellular component (GO): aminoacyl-tRNA synthetase multienzyme complex
Source: RefSeq, a predicted model, not a curated record
CACCAAUUGUCACCUAUUUCACAGAGCACUAGUACUAUUACUUUUUAAAAUUUUAUUUUUAUUGAAAUUUUCCAUUUUUGUCACAGUCAUAUAUAUUUUAUUUUGAGGUAUUUGAUAUAUUAUACCUCCUGUUCAUUCAUUACCUUUUAAAAUGAUGUAUCGCAUGAAGAAUAUCAUAAAAUAUGACGAUCAACUGUCAUUGCCGAAGUGCAUGUAUCGCAUGAAAAAUCCAAACCAUUCUGUGCAACCAGACGAUUGCGAUAUUCAUAUCAGUGAGCAGGUUAUCAAGCUUCUUAAGGCACAAAUUUCAAACAAUAAAAUGGCUGAAUUAGAAAAGCGACAAGAUCUGCUCCUGAAAAAACUUGAUACACUCUAUGAUAGAAUUAAAACAAUUAGUGCACACUGCAAGUUUAAUGGACAAGAUCGUAAAAUAAACAUAAAUAUACAACCAGAAGAAAUUGUAUUAAUUGUGAGUCCUGAUAAUUGGCCUUGGUUUUUGAAGAUAAUACUUUCACAGUCCAAUAUUGCUCUAAAAACAACAUGGCAUAUUCAUUCAUCUGUGCCUAAUGACAAAGCUUUAAAAAUUGAAGGCUUCAUGAAAAAUUUGCAAACACAAACUUCUGUAAAUAAUGCAGUUAUGACUUUAAGGCUGAUAUUCAAAUGUGUUUCAGCUGAUACUGAAUUAAAAUUAUCACCCUUGGCCAUACCAAUAACUGGCAAUGUUAAUGUACUGAGAUAUUUAUCAUUGGUUUUCCCAUCUGUUGUAUUUUAUGAUCAUGAAGACCAUACUGUGGAUGGGCUACUAGAUAUCUGUCACAUAUUAGAAAGAACUCCAGAAAAGAACAAAGAAAUUCAGAUUACAAAACUAUUUUUAAAUUGUAAAAAUUGGAUAUAUAAAAAUGAAUUUACAAUUGUUGACCUGGCAGCAUACAAUAUUGCUAAGCAGUGGAAAACAAUUCCAAAAUCAGUACCAAAAGUAUGGUAUGAAAACUGCAACAAACUUUGCCUAUCUGUGUAAAAUAAAAUGUAUUUAACAACUGAAUAGUUUUUUAAUUAAUGUAAAAAUGAAUUACCAAUUUCUUGGACAUUCGAACAUAAUAUUAUUUUAUCUGUGAUAUUACUCACAGUGAACAUUCAAAUGAUUUUUAGAGAACACUACCAUACUCACUUGAGUUUUCGCCUAUGACACUUAUCAUAGACAAACUAAUUGUUGAAUGAAGGAUUUAAUUAAACCUGAAAAGAUAUAUGCAGUGAAAUAUCAAU